Molecule: messenger RNA, 3607 nt
Organism: Doryrhamphus excisus (bluestripe pipefish)
Lineage: Eukaryota; Metazoa; Chordata; Actinopteri; Syngnathiformes; Syngnathidae
Gene: pi4k2b
Product: phosphatidylinositol 4-kinase type 2 beta
Biological process (GO): phosphatidylinositol phosphate biosynthetic process; Golgi organization; endosome organization
Cellular component (GO): lysosomal membrane; plasma membrane; endosome
Molecular function (GO): 1-phosphatidylinositol 4-kinase activity
Source: RefSeq, a predicted model, not a curated record
UGAGCGAAACAGGAAGCUCAGCAGUCUGUUCGAGUCGAUAUGCGUUGUCGGUGAGUUAAGCUGCCACGGAGCAAUAUUUUGGGCGUUGUUAUAUAGUUGAAAUGUCACGAAUGGAUUCUUGACAACUCCAACUGAAUGUAGCGUUUGAUAUAUUUAAUUUAAAGAGUGAACAAGUUGCGCGACAAUGAUGUCAGAAUGCGAUCCGGCAGAGACAUGCGAGCCAAUGUCGGACGCGGUGACGGCAACAGCCGAGGUGUCUACGCCGGAGUCCAACUUCCACACCGUGCGACCUCCGAGCGUUUUAUUUGACAAAAACAUGACAGUGUCGGGGCUCCAGGCAACCCCGGGAGUCGCUGUUCGAAUUUCGGACUCGCGUGAAAGCGUCUUGAUCGAACUUGAAACGGAAGGCUCCGGUGAAGACACUCUGCUGCUUCCGUGCCACACUGAAGGCUCGUCUCCGCCGAGAGGAGCCCGAGACAAGAGGAGCAAGCGGAACAGACACAGCUCAUCGUCGGAUAAGGACUCCUUAGCCUCUCCAGGUACCAACAAUGAGGCCUUCAACCAUUUCCCUGGUGAUCCCGAGUUUGCAGAUAUUAUCCAAAGGGCGGAACAAGCCAUUGAGAGCGGUGUCUUUCCGGAAAGGAUUUCCCAGGGUUCCAGUGGGAGUUACUUCGUCAAAGAGCCAAAGGGGACAGUCAUCGGUGUUUUCAAACCAAAGUCAGAAGAGCCCUACGGUCACCUCAAUCCUAAAUGGACCAAAUACUUUCACAAGCUCUGCUGUCCAUGUUGUUUUGGGCGAGGGUGCUUGUUGCCAAACCAGGGUUACCUCUCGGAGGCUGCCGCUUCGUUGGUUGAUAGCAAACUCGGCUUGGGCGUUGUGCCGAAAACCAAGGUGGUGUAUUUGGCUAGUGAGACGUUCCAUUACAGUGCCAUCGAUAGAGCCAAAUCCAGAGGGAAGAAGUAUGCUUUGGAGAAAGUUCCCAAAGUGGGACGGCGCUUUCACAGAGUGGGUCUGCCACCGAAGGUGGGCUCAUUUCAGCUCUUUGUGGAGGGCUACCGCGAAGCCGACUAUUGGCUGAGACGCUUCGAGGCGGAACCUCUGCCCGAGAACAUCAGGAAGCAGCUCCAGUCCCAGUUUGAGCGGCUGGUGGUGCUUGAUUAUGUCAUCCGAAACACAGAUCGGGGGAAUGACAACUGGUUGAUCAAGUACGAGAACCCAGGAGAUGGCGAGGGACUGAAGGUUCCAGAGUGGCCGGAGAACAGUCCGGAGACUUGCAUCAAGAUAGCGGCCAUCGACAACGGCCUGGCCUUUCCCUUCAAACACCCCGAUGAAUGGAGAGCCUACCCCUUUCACUGGGCGUGGCUCCCCCAGGCCAAGGUGGCCUUCUCCCAUGAGACCAGAGAGUUGGUGCUGUCCCGUCUCUCAGACAUGAAUUUUGUGCAGGACCUCUGUGAGGACCUCUAUGAGAUGUUUAAGAGAGAUAAAGGUUUUGACAAGACCAUGUUUGAGAGACAGAUGUCCGUCAUGAGGGGCCAGGUGCUGAACCUCACCCAGGCACUCAAGGACGGCAAGAGCCCGCUCCAGCUGGUGCAGAUGCCCAGAGUGGUGGUGGAGCGCAGCCGAUCAGGCGGUCAGGGUCGUGUGGUCACACUGGGAAACGCCUUCACUCAGACCUUCCACUGCAAACGUCCUUUUUUCUCUUCUUGGUAGAGAGUAGGAACAUCAGCCACUGUGGGGUUUUCUUUUUUUGUGUUUUAUUUUUUUUUCUUCGGAAAAUUUUGUCCCAGUUGCAGAAAGUGAGGGAAACGGAUGAUAUUUAACUUGAUGUAAGAAAGAUCUCUCUAAUGAAGAAUGUUUUUUUUUUGAAGAACUAGAGCUUCAGCUUGCACCCAGCAUAGUGAUGUGAUUGCAGAGAACGCUCGCGUCUCAGAGAAAGUUUGGAGUUUUUGCCAUGGUUACUCAAUUGGAUGCUACUUUAUAUGGCUUGUCUUUGUUUAGACCAGGGGUGGGCAAACCUUUUGACUGGCGGGCCGCAUUCAUUUAACAAAAUUGACGGGGGGCAGACUCAAUAUUUUACACGUAACAGUCCAGCUGGAAUUAUUGUAUCUGUAAAAGUGUCAUGCAAUCUGCUUUAUGGGCACUUUGAGAUCAUUUAUUUGAUGUAAAGUAAGUUAUAAAUUUAUAAUAAUAAAUUUAUUAUUAUUUUUAUUAUUAUUAUUUGUUAUUAUUAUUAUUUGUAUUAUUUGUUAUUAUUAUUAUUAUUUGUAUUAUUAUUAUUAUUAUAUGCCUGUGUCCCUUUUUUCAGGAGCACUUUGUAAAUAACAGACCACAUCAAAUAACGAAAUUAUUGUAUCUGUAAAAGUGUUAUGUAAUCUGCUAUGUGUGCACUUUAAGAUCAUUUAUUUGAUGUAAAGUGCGUUAUAAAUUUAUAAUAAUAAGAGUAAAUUUAUUAUUAUUUGAUAUUAUUUGUUAUUAUUAUUUUAUAUUAUUAUUUUAUUAUUAUUAUUAUGAUGUAAAGUGCAUUAUAAAUUUAUAAGAAGAAUAAAUUUAGUAUUAUUUUAUAUUAUUUGUUAUUAUUUUAUAUUAUUAUUAUUUUUAUUAUUAUUAUUAUGUGCCUUAUGUGCACUUUGAGAUCAUUUAUUUGAUGUAAAGUGCGUUAUAAAUUUAUAAUAAUAAGAAUAAAUUUAUUAUUUAAUAUUAUUAUUAUUAUUAUUAUGUGCUAGUGUCCCUUUUUUCACUUUGUAAACAACAGACCGCAUCAAAUAACGAAAUUGAUAAAACCGCCAAACCAUGAAAAUGUCGUCUCAAGCCAUGAUGCCAGCUUGUAUGUUGACUUUAAAUGAAAUACUUUGGAAAGAACGGGCGGGCCGUAUUCAAACACUUGGCGGGCCGGAUGUGGCCCCCGGGCCGUAGUUUGCCCACCCCUGGUUUAGACACACAAAUGAGUUUUUUCUGUUGUUUUUGCAGUUACUCCAAGUAUAUACAGCACUUACAUGCUCCACUAAAAAUAACCCCACCCUUUUGGUCCACCAUCAUUGCACCAGAAAGUGCAUUUUGAGAAUAUAAAAUCCAAAAACAGUCACUUUGUUUGCCUUUUUUAUGAAUACCUUUUUAAAAUGUGAGUGUAUGACUAGUUCCACUUAAGUGAGUUGCCCUUAACCCAGCAGUCCUUUGUGAAAUCUGUAGAACAAACACAAAGCCUGUGUCUCCAACACUCGCUACUGCCAAAACUGCAGAAGGAGUUUUCAGAACCUUGAAGAAAAAAUACCGUUGUUGAAACUUGAAUAUGAACCUCCAUCGGAGGACUUGGGAUAAACUGUGUUGCUUGAAUGUAAUGUUUACUCUUUCUACUCUUUGAUUCUUGUUAGGAAUCUUUUCCGAAAAACAUUUCAAUACGAGUAAAUGCUAUUAAAAACGAUCUGAAUGUAUGUGGUUUUUUGGACGUGUAUUUACACUGCAGCAUGCACCCCUUGUGGAAUACUACAUAAAGAGGAGGGUGAGCGCCAUGGUGUUUUCUUAUAUGUAUGCAUCUUGACGUUUUUAUUGCAACAUAACGAUUGUAUGAGCAGAGCUGUAUAUUUAACAAAAUAAAUAAACUUUGGGAAA